GGCUGAGCAGGACGGGUAACUUUACGUGACGUACCGUUUGUUUUCGUCAGUGAUAAUGGCGGAUGAAAGGCGUAGCAGCGAGGAGCUCUCCGACGACGGAGGACCAGGAGAGAGGGGAGGCUGUGUGAACACUAAGACUGUCUCUUCCAGCAAUGGAGGGGGGGGCGGGGGUGAGGGCCGGGGUGCAGGAAAACGCACUGCCCCAGAGGAGCCCUCCGGCCACCAAGCACCACCCAAAGUUUCCAAGGUGGGAUUUGGGAUGAUGAGUCCGCUCAAUAAGAAGCCUGCCCCAAUCUCCAUCAAGCUGGGAGCCAGUAAGCCUAAAGAGCCUACCCCAGCCGUGCCUGCCAAGAAACCUGCUCUCGCUGCGGUGUUUAAUGAAGAUGAUGAUAGUGAACCUGAGGAGAUGCCCCCUGAGGCCAAGAUGAGAAUGAAAAAUAUCGGCAGAGAGACUCCCACCUCCGCCGGGCCCAAUUCCUUCAACAAGGGGAAACACGGAUUCUCCGACCACCAGAAGCUCUGGGAGAGAAAGCUGAAGUCACAGUCGGAUAAAUAGAGCUGAAGUCAGGGGUAGGACGGGAGAGGAGAGGGGUUUUUAUUAGUCUAGAGUAGAGUCUCAGUGUGUAGAUAGAACUCUUUUCAGUGCUUUGUCCCUUCAGUGUAAAAUUGUAAAUAUGUAAGGAGACAUCCGUGUGCUUUGGAGUGUUGUUUUUGUUUUGUUUUAUAAAAAUAUACUUUUUAUGUGCAAGUGUUGCUCAAAGCUGUGCUGUCGGAAUGAAAUGAUUCACUCAGCGGUAAAAGGUAUUCCCCCCCAGAUUCACUGCCAACAGGAUCAAUUAAAGCAAGAUUUACAAGUACUGUUUACUUUCAAAAUGAACAGAUUUACAGAUCUACAGAUCUAGUUGUCGCCCCCCUGACCCUUUACGUAGAUUUAAAAAAAUCUGGAAUUGAGUCCGAUUGGUUUGUGAACUUCUCCAGUGUAACUCAACCCUGUUGUAAUAAUGUAUUGUAUAAUAAAUGCACAAAACCACCUUGGA
Molecule: messenger RNA, 1037 nt
Organism: Conger conger (European conger)
Lineage: Eukaryota; Metazoa; Chordata; Actinopteri; Anguilliformes; Congridae
Product: PEST proteolytic signal-containing nuclear protein-like
Exons: 5
Coding region: 56-556 (166 amino acids)
Biological process (GO): protein ubiquitination; proteasome-mediated ubiquitin-dependent protein catabolic process
Cellular component (GO): nucleus
Source: RefSeq, a predicted model, not a curated record